Messenger RNA from Manacus vitellinus (golden-collared manakin), 960 nucleotides. RefSeq names its product seryl-tRNA synthetase 2, mitochondrial (gene SARS2). The annotation marks the transcript as partial. The transcript is spliced from 14 exons. Gene Ontology annotation, biological process: mitochondrial seryl-tRNA aminoacylation. Gene Ontology annotation, cellular component: mitochondrion. Gene Ontology annotation, molecular function: tRNA binding; ATP binding; serine-tRNA ligase activity. Lineage: Eukaryota; Metazoa; Chordata; Aves; Passeriformes; Pipridae. The record is from RefSeq and is a predicted model, not a curated record.
UUGCGGGCGCGGGGCCGGCAGGUCCGGGGGCAGCUCCGGGAGCUCGAGGCCGAGGAGUCCGACCUGGAGCAGAGGUUCUACCUGGGGGCCCUGCAGCUGCCCAACUGCACCCACCCCGCUGUGCCCGUCGGGGACCAGAGCCAGGCCCGGGUGCUGGAGGUGGUUGGGGAGAAACCAGUGUUUGAUUUCAAACCAAAGGGACACCUGGAGCUGGGGGAGGGGCUGGACAUCAUCCGGCAAAGGCGCCUGUCCCACGUGUCGGGCCAUCGCUCCUAUUACCUGUGUGGGGCCGGGGCGCUGCUGCAACACGCGCUCGUCGCCUUCACCUUGGGGAAGCUGUUGUCCAAGGGUUUCCUGCCCAUGACGGUCCCUGACCUGCUCCGAGGCGCCGUUUUUGAGGGCUGUGGGGUGCAGCUCAGUGCCACCCCCUCGCCUGUUUACACCAUCGACCCGUCGCGCUUUGAGGACCUUUGCCUGGCUGGGACCUCGGAGGUGGGAAUUGCAGGGUAUUUCAUGGACCACGCGGUGCAGCUGCAGAACCUGCCCAUCAGGGUCGUCUGUUCCAGCACCUGCUACCGCGCCGAGACCGACACGGGGCGGGAGCCGUGGGGGCUCUACCGUGUCCACCAGUUCACCAAGGUGGAGAUGUUCGGGGUGACGGCGACGGAGCGCGGGACGGAGAGCGAGGAGCUGCUGGCCGAGUUCCUGGGACUGCAGAAGGAAAUCUUCUCAGAGCUGGGGCUCCAUUACCGGGUCCUGGACAUGCCCACGGAGGAGUUGGGGCUCCCCGCAUACCGCAAGUUCGACAUCGAGGCCUGGAUGCCUGGACGGGGCAAAUACGGGGAGAUCUCCAGUGCCUCCAACUGCACCGACUACCAGAAGCGGAUUUUCUCUUCUCUCGUCCCCAAAUGUGAGAAGUGCCAGGGCCUGGUGAAACCUGUCGGACUUCCAGAAAGUUGA